This is a messenger RNA of Rhopilema esculentum, 2704 nucleotides long. NCBI's taxonomy places the organism in Eukaryota, Metazoa, Cnidaria, Scyphozoa, Rhizostomeae, Rhizostomatidae. The record is from RefSeq and is a predicted model, not a curated record.
UACAGGGGUAACGUAUAAGAUAUAUUGUUUUACGUAUUGGCACCAUGAUCAGGGCCGUCACUACGGGGGAUUUGCGGACUGUCACACCUCCUUGGAAAAAUUUCAUCGUAAAAAUGAGGAGUUUUUUGCCAUUUUUGGAUGCUUCGCAGCAGAUUUUCAGAUUUGUUGGCAAAAUCUAAGUUUCUAGCUAUUGACAGGGUGCAGAAGAGCGAGCGGAAGAAAUUCUUCAUCUCGCUCUUAUGCACCCUGUCAAUAGCACUGGUCAAUAGUCAUAACAACAACGACAACAACAUUUACAUUACCUCUCCAGUACUCAAGUCAACUUUUGAGGGGUGCAAGAUUUGUGUCGAGGCAAAUACAAGAAAAACCAUGCCAUGCUGCCAAGGCUCAAAUUGCUUGAAAAGACUGUUCCCAAAAAACUUCAAGGAAGAUGCAAAGUCUAUUUUGAAAUUUUCUUGGCCCAUUUUUUUCAGUAUACUUUCUGAGAUGCUAGUACCCAUUGUCACUUUGAUAUUUGUUGGCCACCUAGGUGAAACACAGCUUGCUGCUGCUGGUUUAGGUAUGUCAUAUUGCAACUUGGUUGGGUUCGCACAGUUAGUUGGCCUAGACACUGCAACACAAACCCUUAGUGCACAAUCUUUUGGUGCUGGCAACCUGUUUAGGUAUGGAGUUAUUUUACAGCGUGCUGUAAUACUGCAAUUGACAUGGGCCCUCAUUAUAUUGCCGCUUUGGAUCAAUUCAGAGAAGAUAUUGUUGAAAUUAGGACAAGAAAAAGAUGUUGCAAGAAUCGCAGGUCUGUUCAUAAACACAAGAAUUCCUUCUUUGCUGCUGCAAGGUAUUUAUUCAACAAUGAAGACAUAUCUUCUUUGUCAGGAAAUAUCAACUCCUCUUGUUGUAAAUGGUUUUAUUGGCCUUGUGUUUUCUGUUGUUGCAAAUUACUUGUUUGUUUCUUACUUGGAUAUGGGACUCGUAGGCAGUGCCAUCGUUAUUGAUCUUACAUACCUGGUUUUAUGCCUAUUACUUCUUUGUUACAUAUGGAAGAAGAGAAUUUUGCAAGCCUGGCCAGGCUGGUCAGGAGAAUGUCUCCUGCAAUGGGGUCAGUUUGUUAAACUAGCUCUUCCAGGAGCGCUUAUGGUUAUAUUUGACUGGGGAUCAGCGGAGACCGGAGUGUUUUUAAUGGGAUUAGUUGGUAAGGUCGAGGUAGGAACACAGAGUGUGGUUUUCAACCUCCUUUCCACCUUGUUCAUGAUAUCACUCAGUUUUGCCAUUGCUGUAUCUGUAAAAGUUGGAAGCUACCUUGGGUCUGGUGAACCGCAGAAAGCUAUUGACUGUUCAAAAGUAGCUGUUUUUUUAUUUUUAAUACUGGGUGUUUUUGAUGGCGUGCUCUUGAUGAGCCUGAGAGACUACAUUGGCUAUGUGUUUUCAAAGAGCAAAAAUGUUAUAAGGAUGAUUUCAAGUGUCUGUCCCAUCAUCGCCGCAUAUCAUAUUUUAGAUGGCACUCAGGGGAUAGUAACAGGCAUCAUGCGUGGAAUAGGCCUUCAAAAGCAUGGUGCAGUCAUCAAUUUCAUUGGCUAUAUGGUCGCUGGGUUACCGUUAGGAGCAGUACUUGCUUUGGUCGUACAUUUAAACGUUUUCGGGUUUUGGAGCGGCAUGGCUGUAGGAAUGGCGCUCCAGGUUAUUUUGGCGCUGAUCCUUCUUGUAUGCUCAAACUGGGAUGAAUUCGCUCGAAAGGCAAGGAAGCGUGCAGAAGUACCUGAUUUGAAACCUAGUGAUGAAGCAACAUCUAAAGACGGCCUCGAUAACAUGGAAGAGAAAGCUUGCCUAAUUCCCUCUUAUUCAGCGGACUACGGUUCAAUAAAUGACCCUGAACAUCAAGUUUCUGACUCAGGUGUUGACAAUCUUCAAGCAGAGGCAACACAACCUUUUCCAAUAGGAGAUUCAUGGGAGCUCAUAAAUGCGACCCCUUCAUCAGAAAAGUUGAAUAAGUAUAUAAUUUUUCGAACAUUGUUUGUCCUUCUAAUUCCAAUUUGCUCACUAACAGUUGGAAUUUUAGCCAGAUUUUAUUUCUAAUCAGUUUUCUAUACACAAGUCGCCAUUCACAUAUAUUUUUAUAAACAUUCAUAUACACGCAUCACGCAUCAUUGCAAAUUGUUUAUAAGGCUAAAGAAUUUUGCUGUCUCGUAUGAUUUUAAUUAAAUAGAUCCUAACAUGUUUUUUGAAAUGCUGAUUGACUUUAAUAUUUAUAAAUAUAUCUAUAAUUUGCUGUUAAUGAUUUGCUAAUGGAUUCAAUAUAAAUAUUCACUGACUAUACAUUUUCGCUGACCCAAGGCUAAUCACAACUAGAUUGAUAUGUUCGUCUGCUCACUACAAAAGCAGAAACUUUUCGAUACGAUGCGUCUUAUAGCUGGUGCCAUUUUUAGACACAAUCAAUAAGAAAACAUUGUUGCCCAUCAGGUACCAUUAACUAAAUCUUCUUUUAACACCAGAAUUGAAACACUACUUUUAAACACCAAUCCUUCAACCUUUAUAUCACUGUCUGAUCAACCAAAUACCCAUGCCACUACACUCUUUUUAAAAGGACUCAAUUUAAAGGAUCUCCGAAGCUCAAUUUUCGAAAAUAAAUUAGAACAACGUAAGAACAUACAUGGUAUUAGGUGGAUACUAAGAAAAUGUGCGCUAAUUGCGAAUUUGAUCUCAUGUUGAC